CUGGGAUGGAGCAGAAGCCCGCCGCGCAGCGCAGGGCCCGCAGCUGACCGCGCCGCCUCCGCUCGCCGCCUGCCCCAGGGCUGAGCGCCGGUCCCGACUCCCACAGCAGCCUGCGGGGCGGAGCAGGAGCCGCCGCGCGGGCCGCGUCCGUUCAUCCGCCAACUCCGCGCCGCCGGCUCCGGGCUGGGCCCCCAGAGCCCAGGUACCAUGGUGUGCAAGACCCUCUUGGCUCUUUGCAUCUUCACGGCAGGAUGGAGGGUGCAGGGCGCGCCCACACCAGCGCCCGGGCCCACUUCUCUAAUGGAGAAAAUUGCCCCCUCGACCACCAUCUGGACUAGCUUUCCACAGAACACUGCUGCGGCCACUGCGGCCCCAACCAAUGGGACUCACGGCGACGCAGUGCUCUCGGCCACAGCAUCGGACCCCACGUCUCCACUGCCCAAGAACGUUUCCGUAGAGCCCAGAGAAGAGGAGCCCAGUAGCCCGGCUCCCAGCUGGAAGGGCCCCCGCAUAGACCCCUCUCCUCCCGGGCUCCAGGCGACAAGCAGCGGGGGCCACUUAACGGCCACCCCCGAGGAGCGCAGCUCGGGCCCCCCUGAAGCCAGCGUGCCGGCCACAGCGCCCCGGGUCCCGGCUGAGCCGCCCACACUCACCUCCUCCCAAGCUCCGGCCUCAUCACUGCCUUCAUCCCCAUCAGCCUCCGCACCGGCCGUCUCAUCUCCCUCCUUCACCGCCGACCACAGCCCCACUGAGACCAGUGCCCAGCCCACCGGAGCGCCCACCACGCCAGAGUCCCCGACGGAGGAGCCCACCCCUGGCCACGCACCCACUUCUCAUGCUUCCGUGGGGCCAGUGUUUGAGGAGAGGACACCCCUGACCCCUGUGUCCAGCAAAGCGAUGUGCGAGCUGAUAGACAUGGAGACCACCACCACCUUCCCCAGAGUGAUCAUGAGGGAAGUGGAGCACGCGUUAAGUUCAGGCAGCAUCGCGGCCAUCACCGUGACGGUCAUUGCAGGGGUGUUGCUGGUGUUUGGUGUCGCAGCCUACCUGAAGAUCAGGCAUUCCGCCUAUGGAAGACUCCUGGAUGACCACGACUACGGGUCCUGGGGAAACUACAACAACCCUCUGUAUGAUGACUCCUAACGAAGGAGCGUGGCCCGGGAGGAGGAAUGACUGCUCUUUAUUUAUACACCCUUACCCAGUAGAGUCCCUGGCGAGUUCCUGAUGGACGCUGCAGACAAUCUUAAGCCCUGUUUUGUUGGUGUGGUUGUUCUGUUUCCUCUCUCUCCUCCAGCUGCUACAACCUCCCCUUUUGGUACAAAAAGAAAAAAAAACGUUCUUUAAAGGUGAGUGGAGGCUGAUUUUCUGCUGAAAUGGGCCCACCUCACUCUGGCCAUGCCAGACCACUGUGGUGGAGACUGCUGCCCCCCUCAACCCCUGCUCCCCACUGCAGGACCCAGAUGGAGAAGGCCCCUAGGAAGGACAAUUGGGUUGGAGUUUUGUUGUUGUUAUUGUUGUUUUAAAGUUACUUUUUAGGAAAAAUUUCUGUUUUAGAUAUUUCUUAAAAUUCUAUUCAGGAAAUUACAUUAAAUAUCAAUGAGGGGAAAGGAAAUAAAGCCUGGGAGUCCCAAGGCUUUCCCCCACAUGGGCAGGGUUUUCAAUUCCUUUUUCCUCUGUGUUUACCCGGCUGUACCUGACAGGACACCUCUCGGCUUUACAAGUUAAUCACAGCUUCUUAGCUGCCUGAUUAAUGAAAGACGAGACCAGACGGGAAGUACCAGAGGAGGCCAGCAGGCUGAGAGGCAGUGGGGACCGCUGACCCCUGCUGGUGCCCUCUGCCUGUCCUCCUGCUCCAGAUCCCCAUCUCUGCGAGGGAUGCCGCUCUGUUGGGAUGUAGUGGGACCCCAACCCUCAGGCAAGCGGCAGAGUCGCAAUUCUACAGGAACAAGGGUAUAAGAAAGGCUGCGUCCUGGAGACAAGUGGGGCGGCAUGUGGGGGACGGUGCAGGUGGGGAGGUUGGCAGAGACAAUGGGGGAGAGGGAUGCCGACUUGCAUUAGCGUCUCAUUAGCGCACAUGGAAAUCCAUGGCCAGUAACAGUCAGCGACACCCACUGCUCAGGGGACCCAGACAGCCCUGGCUUUAUAGCCAUAAAGCACCCGGUCCCCCACUUUACUGUCUGCUGGAUAAUGGCUGUAAACUGUUUUUUAAAAAGAGUUGGUAUUCUACCUGCAAUGGCUCAGUGAGGCCUUCCCAUAGGAAACAGAAACCAUGAUUAACCACUUUCUUCUCCUUAUACUUACCUUACUAAUUCUUCCCUUCAAGAAACGCGCACCCAGGUCCCUAGUCUUAGAACCCUGACAGGGAGUUUUGAGAAAGAACGGUUCAGCCCCACAGUCGUCCCUUCACUGUGUUGUUCUCAAUUGGGAGGUAUUUUGUCCCCGACUCCAACAUUUGGGAAUGUCUGGUGACAAUUUCAAUUGUCAUGAUGUGGGGGUGCUGCUAGUGACCUGUGGCCAGGAAUGCUGCCAAGCCUUCUACCAAACACAACCCACCAAGACAAAGAAUUGUGUGGUCCAAAGUAUCAACAGUGCCAAGACUGGGUUACUGACACCACAGAUCAGUUGUGCUUUUUUUUAUUUUUAAUGAAAUGAUGUGUUAAACUUUUAUCCUUCAAGUAUUUGCUUCUUGGCUGAUAGGCUCUGUUUUAUUUUUGUGAUAUGCAUGGUCAUCUUUUAAUUCCUGUGUGUUUUCUAGAGAACUUUCUUUCACAGGCUGCAACCCUGUCUCCCAUAACAUCUGAUAUGAGCAGUCAACAUUUUAUGUCCUGAUUUCCUGUAGUAGGAAAAAAGCAUUAGGACUUAUUUCAAAAUGUUCUAUCAUCCUACGUUGUCAUAAAGAACUUGAAAAUGGGUCGGUUUUUAUUUCUAAACUUGGACCUCGCUGACCCUUGGCUUAUUCUGUCACUAGCAGUGGCCGGCAGAGCCUGACAUGAAAACCACCCUUUCUUUUCUAAGCUGCCCGAUGGCAGAGACACUAAAAGCAAUGCCACUUUCUGCAAUCUGCCCUCCCACACUCUGAAAAACAUUUAUUUCUGAGCUCCUCGCUUGCCAAAGGAGAAUGAGGUCACAGAGAGGUCACAGCCUGCGCGGCAGUGAGGAGUAGGCCCGGGGGGUUAUGGCAUCUCUGAGUAUUGACAGCAAAAGAUAACCAAAGUGGACCUUCCUAGACACACGGGCAGGAGCUACUGAGGGUGGCCCGUCUGGCUGUGCGUGGCUUGGGUCAUUGCCCUUCUUCCUCACACACCCCCAUAGGGCUUGCAGUUUGGCAAAGGUUAGGCCAAUAAAAAUAGCACAUUCCAUACACUUUUUUCCUCCCAUGGGCAAAAACAUUUUGACCAAACAUCCAUAAAUACCCUUGGGGAGGUGUACUCUGUCAUAAAUACUGGGUCAGAGGGACCAGCCUCUUCGCAGGAACCCUGACCUGUCAAACCACAGACUUGGAGCCCAUUUCUCCUCACCACAGGCGGCUGCUAUGCAAGCAUGUGAGGGCCUGUGACUGUCACUAAAUUCCAGGUGCCUUGGGCAUGGAAAGGGGCCUGGGCCUAAAGCAGGUGUAUUCAGCAAGGUGACAGCUUCCCGCAAAACCUCUACUGCUCCUUGUGAUGUUACGUCAAUAUAAAAACCUAAGGGUUGAGCCUUAUUUUGCCAAAUGUAUGGUGUCUGAUUUUGAUUUGGCCAAAGGAUUUUAGCAAGUGUAUUCUACAGAUGUUACUUACACACACACUCACGUGCACACAUGGCCCUGAAAUGUAUGCCAGUGGUUGACUCAAUUCAGGAGGAGUCAGUUUGGUUGUACCCAAGGGCAACGGCUCCAACGGGUCUAUGCACAUCCUGUCUGUGACAGGACCAGCCAUAAAGCUUUGGAGAGAACAUCAGAGCGGGAGGAGCCACCAGCCAGUCCUCAACCACAGAUGUCACAUGGUGAAAGAGUGGGGUGCAACGUUUUCUUUUCCUGUGGCCCCGAUGAAAUCUCCAGCCCUCGCUGCACAUCUGGGGUGGUUUCAUUUCUAAACUGGGGUGAUGCUUUCAGACUUCCCUCACACCACACUACCUCAAAGAUGUGUGGUGAGGAUUAAUGAAAUCACAUCUACAGUGGUUUCAGUUCCUGGAGAAAAAAUAUUCAUAGACAUUUUAAGUAUUAUAUGGCUAUCUAAGUGAGCUCAGUUUCUUGUUUUCUGUUAUACUGGUGUGUUGUUCUUACAUAUCCUAUAAGGUGACAGUUGUAUCCCAGCCACAUUAGAUGGCUGCAGCAGGUCCAGACUGCACCCCAUGUCCCAGCACAGCUGAUUGAUUACAGGGCUAACCAUGCCUGGGAUCACCAAUGAGAGAUUUUGUUUCCAAAGGAAAGUCUGGCCCAGAACGCAGGUUUCCCAGGCUCCUGAGUGAGGGUCCAGGCAGUGAGGGUAGCACAGUGUAUACUUGAGUGCUAACAGUGGUGGACCUCGGGCCUGUACCGUCCUGAGGUCUUCUGGAUUCUUUGAUGUCAUCUGUUUGCUCUUUAUCUUUCUUGCAAGUAUGCAUGGUUGAAUCCUUCGCGUCUGGGACAUGAAUUUUGCAACUGGGCCAGAUGCUAAUUUGCACGUUGAUUCACCUUCUUUGCCUUUAACCUUUUCCUUUUUUUUUUUUUUUUCUGGGCAAACGAAUGCACCAUUUCAACUUUCAUUUUAAAAGUGCUAGUUGAUACUGGUAAAAGUGCUAACCAAGCAGGCAAUGCCAGACUUCUCUCUUGGGGUGAGUUAGCCAAUGUCAUUUAAAGAUGGAAAGAUGUGAAACUUCUUUGACAUUUGAUGUCAUUGUAUCCACAUUUGUUGUAAGACAUAUCACAUACCAAUUAUAAUUAUAUCAAUUAAAGUUGUUAAAAGCUU
This is a messenger RNA of Nycticebus coucang (slow loris), 4925 nucleotides long. RefSeq names its product prostate androgen-regulated mucin-like protein 1 (gene PARM1). The record is from RefSeq and is a predicted model, not a curated record. The transcript is spliced from 4 exons. The coding region runs from base 208 to 1143 and encodes 311 amino acids. Lineage: Eukaryota; Metazoa; Chordata; Mammalia; Primates; Lorisidae. Gene Ontology annotation, cellular component: plasma membrane; early endosome; late endosome.